UGCCGGCAGCAACUCGGCGCCCGCAGUCCAUGGACCGGAACCCCGGGCCGACGGGCAGGAACCCCGGCCGCGAUCGUCGCCUCCCCGCCCCAGGCUCCUCCUCCUCGCUCCCCGCCACCACCUCUAGGCGUCCGGACGCCGCGCACGGCCGCCUCGGGGCUCGCGGAGCUGCCCCGGGAGGCUGGGUGGCAGGUUCGCGGCUGUCGCGGGACUGAGGCCUACUCCGCCACCUCUCAGUGCUAUUGUCCCUGGGCCGGGCGGUGACCGGAUUCACUGGCUUGGCGGGUGCGCCGGCUCCGCGGAAGAUGCCCGACCAAGCCCUACAGCAGAUGCUGGACAGAAGUUGUUGGGUGUGUUUUGCCACCGAUGAAGAUGAUAGAACAGCUGAAUGGGUUAGACCAUGCAGAUGCAGAGGAUCUACAAAGUGGGUGCACCAGGCUUGUCUGCAGCGCUGGGUGGAUGAAAAACAAAGAGGAAACAGUACCGCCAGAGUGGCAUGUCCUCAGUGCAAUGCUGAAUACUUAAUAGUUUUUCCAAAGUUGGAUAAGAAAACAGAGUCAACAAAUUUAUUUAAUGGAAGCCCAUCAGCUUCUAGCAAUGUAUUGGAGUGCCUGCUUUUCCAUUGUAUAUCUGCUGCCUUAGCAUUGAUCAAAGCUCAGCAGAAUAUUCACUCAGGUCCAGUUGUAUAUGUCUUGGAUCUUGCAGAUAGACUGAUCUCAAAAGCCUGUCCAUUUGCUGCAGCGGGAAUAAUGGUUGGCUCUAUCUAUUGGACAGCUGUGACUUACGGAGCAGUGACAGUGAUGCAGGUUGUAGGCCAUAAAGAAGGUUUGGAUGUUAUGGAGAGAGCUGAUCCUUUAUUCCUUUUAAUUGGACUUCCUACUAUUCCCGUCAUGCUGAUACUAGGCAAGAUGAUUCGCUGGGAGGACUACGUGCUUAGACUAUGGCGCAAAUACUCAAAUAAACUACAAAUUUUGAACAGUAUAUUUCCAGGGAUUGGUUGUCCUGUUCCUCGAAUUCCUGCUGAGGCUAAUCCUUUAGCAGAUCACGUCUCUGCCACCCGAAUUUUGUGUGGAGCCCUUGUCUUUCCUACUAUUGCGACAAUAGUUGGUAAACUGAUGUUUAGUAGUGUUAACUCUAAUUUACAAAGAACAAUCUUGGGUGGAAUUGCCUUUGUUGCCAUAAAAGGAGCAUUCAAGGUUUACUUCAAACAGCAGCAAUAUUUACGUCAGGCACACCGCAAAAUUCUAAAUUAUCCAGAGCAAGAAGAAGCAUAAAACUGUGACGUGUAGUUGUUCUGCAGUCCUUUCAUCCUUAUGAGUCUGUUGUGUUGUUUUGAUUCCAUCAUUAAUGCACAGUAGUGGAGACUUGUGAUAAGCUGCUGCUAUCAUAUUUUUAAGAAAUAUAAUAAAGAAAGCACUUAGGGCCAAGGAAGUCCUCUCAGUAAUCACGGAACCUAAGGAUGUGAUUCGAUCUCAUUACUCUGUAUGUACUACUUUUAUGGCAGUCAUCUGAACCAUUAUCUUAGCAUGGUAAAUCUGGGCUUUGUUCAUAUUUUCUUCAGACAGAAAUGUAAAAAUCAAUCUGUGCAAAUAUUGAAAAAUGCACAUGCCUUUUUUUACAUGUUCAUGUUCAGUGUUUUCUUAGAAUCAGCAAUUCAAUGAAGGUACUAUGAGGAUUUUUCUCACUGGCAUAAUUGGAUUACAUGUUAUGAAAGAGUACAUGUAAUAUGAGGAAAUGUAAAUUAAAUUAGUUAUAAAUAGCAAACCAAAAAUGUAUGUAAACAUUCAAAUGAUAAUCUGAACAAAUGCAAUUCUGUUGUUUUUCUUAACCCAUGUGAUAGCCUCCAAAAUGUAUAGGGUAAGAAUUCACAGGGCUUCCAGAUCACUUUUUCACUAUUAAAAUUUAUUUAUAUAAUGUUGACA
This is a messenger RNA of Artibeus jamaicensis (Jamaican fruit-eating bat), 1922 nucleotides long. It is a transcript of the gene MARCHF5, whose product is annotated as membrane associated ring-CH-type finger 5. The record is from RefSeq and is a predicted model, not a curated record. The transcript is spliced from 8 exons. NCBI's taxonomy places the organism in Eukaryota, Metazoa, Chordata, Mammalia, Chiroptera, Phyllostomidae. Bases 306 to 1274 code for a protein of 322 amino acids. Gene Ontology annotation, molecular function: zinc ion binding.